GGACCUAUAUUCACUUUCAGGAUCAACCAAACAAUUGAUGUAAUGCUGUAAGACAUUAAGAAGCAUGUUGACAUUUUAUAUAGAUAACGAAUAACCUAAUUCAGUAAAAAUCUGAUCAUCUUCAUCUAUCUCUACCCGGUUUGCUGCCUAGCAACGGAAGAUGCUGCGCGCAAUGUACGAUUUCCAAGCGCCGUACGAGGGCACGCUAAGUUUUGCUGAAAAUGACCUUUUCGUGACAUUAAAAAGAACUAACAAGGAUCACGAAUGGGUUCACGUCAUUAAGCUAAAUGGAGAAAACGGCUAUGCUCCAGCCAAUUACCUCACCGUAGCCCCAUGUUCCAAAAUAGAAGAAAUCAAACACAUCGAUGAUAUUUUAAAACGAAUUUCUUCCAAGCGGUCAGCUAGUCGUGACCAAGCAGCUGUUAUAGAGAACCUAAAAGAAUCUCGAAUGAAACUAGAAAUGGAGCUAGAACACUUGGCAGCCAAACAGAUGUACGAAUUAACAUCACUCGUUCGCCACAACACGAGGUGUACGUUCCAGCAGGCGCAAGGGGCCAUUCUCGAAACUCUGAAAUACUUGCAAGAGAACGUUCGUCACAUUCCGAAUGGAAUAGAGCGCAUUCUUAAUACCGAUACAGAUCAGAUUUCCAUGGACAUCCGCCGUGGCGGACUAGAUAGUCACCAUUUGGAUCGGGUGGUUGGUUUAAUCAUGGAAUUUGCCUCAGAUCAAGAGACUGAUGUUCCAGAAGAAACUUGGAAUGAAAUGUUAAACCUCACAACACAUGCUGAUCGCGCUUUGCUGAUUGCUGCCCUUGAACGUCAUGAUUGUGCCUUACUGUUGCAGUUGGUUCACCGUUUGCAAGCCGAAACCUCAUGGAGAAAACGGAAACCGAUACUUGCCAUUCUCUUCCAUGCCCUCCAACUCUUGCCAACAUUCGUCAACGUGGCCAUCAACUCAGUUCUUCCUUCCGAAUUGGCCAGAGAUAUCCAAGCGAUUGGCACUGCAAAAGAUAUCAAUAAAGAUCGCAUUUAUUGGUCGAUCCGAGUUCUAACUGUGACGUUAUGUUGCCACGAACCACUAUCUUUCGCGCAGCAAAAUGAGCUCGGAGAGAACUUGAUUGCUCUUCUCGUUGACGUGUUAGAAACGGAAUCCGUUUCCAUAGCUACAAGUGAUGAAAAAGAUCAGGAAUGUUUGACAAUCACUAGUGCCGCAAUGCAUUUAAUUUUGGCCCUGUAUCGGCAGUUCAGUUUAGUGUCUUCGGAGAACAAUCCGGUUUUGCUUUGUUUAGCUAAUAGAAGUAUGUGUGACAGCCUUAUCGAAAAGAUCUUGCUGCUCUACAACAGAGAAGAUGAUCCUAUUAAACAAUACCUUGGCGAACAACAUGAUAAGAAUCAAGCUGAUUCUGUGUCCAGCUUGAUGCUUGGACUCUUUUCAGGAGUUGAAACAGCCAAACUGUUUUACACAGCUGACCUAGAAGUUUUGCUUGAUGUCAUUUUAAGACGGCUCACUGACUAUGGGCCAGGAGAUAAGAGACGGUCAGACGCCUUGCAGCUUUAUCAUGCCAUAAUUAGGGUCAAUUGUCCAGAUUAUAAAAAAGGCGAUUUCGCAAAAUGUUUAAAAGUCAUACGUGAAGAGUCAGACAAAUUAGGAAGCCCAUCCACAGCCAUGCAACAAGAUCAUCACAAAAUUAUGCAAAUUUAUCACGAAUUUCCUGAUUUUCUCGAAAGAUCUUAAAGUACUUCCUUCGAUCUAAAAAAAUAAACUAGUCCAA
Daphnia carinata is the source of this 1772-nucleotide messenger RNA. RefSeq names its product NCK-interacting protein with SH3 domain-like. The transcript has 5 exons. The record is from RefSeq and is a predicted model, not a curated record. NCBI's taxonomy places the organism in Eukaryota, Metazoa, Arthropoda, Branchiopoda, Diplostraca, Daphniidae. The coding region runs from base 161 to 1735 and encodes 524 amino acids. Gene Ontology annotation, molecular function: protein binding; Arp2/3 complex binding. Gene Ontology annotation, biological process: endocytosis.